Miscanthus lutarioriparius is the source of this 495-nucleotide messenger RNA. The record is from the annotation of a GenBank genome assembly. NCBI's taxonomy places the organism in Eukaryota, Viridiplantae, Streptophyta, Magnoliopsida, Poales, Poaceae.
AUGCCGAACGACGACCACAGCGCCGCAGAGGACCGCUGGGUUCGCACCGUUGUGGAGGAGAUCCGACGCUUCCAAUCUCUCAGGCCUCGCCCAGGGAGGGUCCUCCGCUACACCCCGAUGCCGCCGGCGUUCAUGGUCGCGGAGAAGUUGGAGAAGCUGGCUGGGCUCCAAGGCUACAGCGCGUGGCCCGAGGCCAGUCGCAUCGCCGCCGCCGCGGAGGCCGAGGGCUUCGCCGCAGCCUCCGCGUACGCCGCCGGCAAGUCCCUGGCUACCGACGAGGAGCGGGCCGACGUCUUCAAGAAGUACAUCAAGGAGGUGUCGGGUACCGCCAAACGCUACGCCAUGUCCCGACCCCAAGCCGCCGGCACCUCAAGGUCAGGGCCCGCUGCUCAACCGCCUCCUGCCGCUUCCGUCGCUGUCGUCUCAGGGCCCGUGCAGCAACCGGGGCUGCCGUCGGCGUCUGUUCCGCGAUCUCCAUCCGCUCCCGAGGAGUAG